Messenger RNA from Rhododendron vialii, 886 nucleotides. Its product is annotated as signal recognition particle 9 kDa protein. The record is from RefSeq and is a predicted model, not a curated record. Gene Ontology annotation, molecular function: 7S RNA binding. Lineage: Eukaryota; Viridiplantae; Streptophyta; Magnoliopsida; Ericales; Ericaceae. Gene Ontology annotation, biological process: SRP-dependent cotranslational protein targeting to membrane; negative regulation of translational elongation. The transcript has 4 exons. Bases 335 to 646 code for a protein of 103 amino acids. Gene Ontology annotation, cellular component: signal recognition particle, endoplasmic reticulum targeting.
CUCUCUCUCUCUCUCUCUCUCUCUCUCUCUCUCUGUGCGAUCUACACGGUGAUUUCAUUUUUUUUUUUUUUGGGUCAAACGGAAUUUCAUCUACACGGUGAUUACUGCGAAACAGGUACGCUCAUCGCUAAUACCUAUCAAACCCUAGAGGUUACGUACAGAUUAUUCACAUGUUUGUGUGUUGGUUGCCCUAGAAAUUACGUACAGAUUAUUCGGGCUUGGCAUUAAUCUUUACCCCCCACCCUCCUUUCCAGUUGAUUUUCGGCCGGAGAUCGACGGCGGGACUCCGGGUUGUCUUCAAUUCUUCUUCACCUCUCUUCCACUACUACCAAACAUGGUUUACAUCACAUCAUGGGACGAUUUCGUGGAGAAAUCCGUCCAGUUGUUCCGCGCCGAUCCCGAAUCCACGCGUUAUACGAUGAAGUACAGACACUGUGAUGGUAAAUUAGUGCUCAAGGUCACCGAUAAUCGCGAGUGUCUCAAGUUUAAGACGGACCAGGCACAGGAUGCUAAGAAGAUGGAGAAGCUCAACAAUAUAUUCUUCACAUUAAUGUCUCGUGGUCCUGAAGCGGAUAUAUCAGAAGUUACAGGAAAAGAGCAAAUGGAAGUACAGCCAGCCAAGAAGGGAAGGGGAAGGAAACAAUAGCAUUGUUCUGGGCAAGGGGCAGGCAACAAUCUUGCGCCCAAAAAUAGGUAUAGGAGCAUUAAAACUAUGGAGAUGAUGCAAAUAGUUUAGCCAAUCAUGCGAUGGUGAGUAUUAAGUAUUAACUGCUAGUGUUUUGUUUUUUGACAACUUCAAUAACCUUUUCAUAUCGUUACAACUUUUUUCUGAUUCGUGAAUUCCCCAUGGCGAUCCAUCAAAUACCAAGGGAUUCUCUUCUCAUUA